AUGACCCUGGGCUCCCCGGAAAAAUCGGAGGCCUCCCCGACCAAAACGGAGGGAUCGUCAAAUGGAAGGACGCGGAGCGGCAAGCAAAAGGUCUACAAAUGCAAGCAGUGUCCGCAUAUCUCGAUCACAAAGGACGAGCACUGGACCCACGCCCGUACCCAUAUCCCCAGCGACAAGCAGAUGAACUGCCCGCAGUGCAUGUUCGUCACGGAGUACAAACAUCACUUGGAGUACCACAUCCGAAACCACCUCGGCUCCAAGCCGUUCCGCUGCGAGAAGUGCGCCUACAUGUGCGUCAAUAAGAGCAUGCUGAACUCGCAUAUGAAGAGUCACAACAACGUUUAUCAGUUCCGCUGCGCCGACUGCACGUACGCCACCAAGUACUGUCAUUCCCUGAAGCAGCACCUGCGGAAGUACAACCACCGGAAGAGGGCUGAAGAUGGCGAGCCGGCACCGUCGACGCCACAGACGAUCGGCUCCUCUGACUCGGCCUUCCAGCGCCUCUCCGAAAGCGUUGGCCUGAACGGCUUAAACGGGACGCCCAGCGUGGAGAUGAAGCCCCCGCCGAUGACCCCAACGACUCUUGCUCAAAGCCUCGGCCUCAGCCCAUUCCCCCAGCAAUCGCACCUCAACUACCCGAACCCGAACGGGCCGCUGAACAUCUUGUUGAGGCACAACCCGGAAGAGAUGAUCCGCCACAACAUGACCCACCUCAACCUGAACCUGUUGGCCCAGCAGGUCAGCCAGGCGAACAACCAAUUGCCCGUGCUGCCGCCCUUCCUCUCCCAACUGCACAUCCCCACGAUGCCCGCGCCAAUUAAGCCGCCGAAUAGCCAUGAUAGUGGGAUUGAUGUGGUCAAAGAGGAAUCCGAGGGCCAUCUGAGCCCCGAGCGCGGCGAAUCCUCCGGCUGCUCCUCCUCCCCAAUGCAUUCAUCCGAUGGGGAGGAUGCUGGCCAGGGGCGGAUGAGGAAGAAGCGGAAGCUGGAAGAGAUCUCAGCCCGACUAUCCCAGGGCAAGAGCCCGUCGCACAUCAGCAGCGAGGGCAGCCCGGUCAACAAUAAUGAUGAUGAGAGUCUGGUGGCUGAACCGUCAUCCUCGCCGUCGACGGCGCAUUCUGAAGCCCAGCGUACUCCGCCCACGAUGGCGCAUCCGAUGCCCAGAAUGCCGAAUAUGGAGGGCCCGCUCUCGAUUUUCCAGCAGGCGUACUUGGCGCAUCUCAACUCGCAGCUUCAGUUU
Molecule: messenger RNA, 1236 nt
Organism: Mesorhabditis spiculigera
Lineage: Eukaryota; Metazoa; Nematoda; Chromadorea; Rhabditida; Rhabditidae
Source: the annotation of a GenBank genome assembly